Molecule: messenger RNA, 368 nt
Organism: Paramecium octaurelia
Lineage: Eukaryota; Ciliophora; Oligohymenophorea; Peniculida; Parameciidae
Source: the annotation of a GenBank genome assembly
AAUCAUGAAUUAGCUAAUAAAUUAGAAUAGUGGGCAAAAUCGAGGUGGAAGUGAUCAACCCCAUGCAAUUAAUGUUAAUGUUGUUGUGAAUUUACAGCAAGCUAAUCUAAACUUACAAACUUCUAUUGACCCAGAAAUUCCAUUUAAUGUCUUUAUUAAUGGAAUCAAAGAACAAAUAUUUGCUCAAAGAAUGCAAGCACAAUACGAGGAAACCAUUGAAUAUUAAUUGGGAAAUGGAUCAAAUUUAUAAUAAAAUGAAAGCAGAACAUUAUAGUAUUUGGGAUUCACUAAUAAUUGUACACUCUAUGUUAGGCUUAAGCUCAAAGGAGGAUAAUGAAUAAUAUAAAUAAUUAUAAUAAUGUAAAAAG